Messenger RNA from Pomacea canaliculata, 2579 nucleotides. Its product is annotated as retinal homeobox protein Rx-like. Gene Ontology annotation, biological process: regulation of transcription by RNA polymerase II. Lineage: Eukaryota; Metazoa; Mollusca; Gastropoda; Architaenioglossa; Ampullariidae. The transcript has 6 exons. Gene Ontology annotation, molecular function: DNA-binding transcription factor activity, RNA polymerase II-specific; RNA polymerase II transcription regulatory region sequence-specific DNA binding. Bases 352 to 1242 code for a protein of 296 amino acids. The record is from RefSeq and is a predicted model, not a curated record.
GGGUGGGGUGGGGUGUGGAUUAAUGGAGGAGCAGCAAAGCAUCGUUUAUAAAAUUAUUGAAUCAGGGAGACUGGCGACAGUUGCAUGCGAGUGCUCGCGCCGAGGCAGACGCCGCCAUCAGGGACCGUUGGUGUUGCGGUGACGCCCUGCCCACAGUUCGGGUUCUUAGUGAGGGUGAGGUGUCGUCUGCUCCAGCCUGUCGUCUAGCCGUGACGUCAGCAACGACGGACAACGACGGUCGUCUACCCUCCAUCAAACAUCGCAUCUUCAGUCCAUCAGCUGUCGCACCUGCUGCAUCUGCUGCACGACGGAGGACAAGCACGUGCCGUGCCGAGAGAAUCUUGACUAAAGAUGGCCUUCGUCACAACGCCGGAAGUGACGUCGUGUUCACCUGAUACUCACCUGGAACGAACACAAAUCAGGGGAGCUAAGCGACCUAGAAACAGAACAACCUUCAGUCCCUACCAACUGGAGGAAAUGGAAAAGGCAUUCAGAAAAGCCCCUUACCCGGAUGUGGUAACACGUGAGGAACUCGCUCAGCGAUUGGCUCUUCAUGAGUCACGUGUUCAGGUCUGGUUUCAAAACAGACGAGCGAAAUGGAGAAAGGGCCUAGCACCUAAAGUCGAGGUCCUUCCUGCUUCCGACACUCCUCAGCAGAAGACAGACGCCAACGUCAUCAGGCGAGGUUCCAAUGCGCAUGCGCUGCAGGUGAUUUCCGCUAUGCAUAACACCCUCGCAGACAUCACAAGUCACAGGUCUCGCCCAGUAUUUUCAGAUGUCGACAGAAGGAGUCCAUUUUUAUCCUCAUUUACCGCCUUCCCAAUGCCUCCUCACCAGACGAGAGUCGUCAGCCCAACGAGGGAUAACUCGUGCUUCUCAUCCCCCGCAAUUCGUCCUCUUCCGCAGUGGCCUCCCCUGUCGCCGAGUUACCUCUGGUGCCAGGCAGGCUUCCUUCCCGGCAUUACCGCUCGUCUCCCCUGGAGUGCUCGCUGUCCCUGUGUAACCCUCUCAACCUUCGCGAGCAGGCCAUGUCAUUGGCAGGGGGAGCCACUCACUUCGACAUGGUGCGCGAGGGAGACGGCAAGCUGCUGGACGACAAGCACGCCGCCAUGUAUGACGUCACCGUCUGCGAGGCGGCGCCCUCCUUCAGGGAGCGGUUCACCGAUACCAGACUGCGCUGCGCCAAGAUGUCGGCCUUGGCGUCGAGCUUUUCUGACAUCCGGGACUCGCAAGUCGGCUUGAACAUGGCGGAGCCUGUCUUCAGCCGGGAUCUUCACGACUACGUCACCUCGUCGAAAGGUGACGUCACUGAUUGCGUAGCCGAUGACGAUGAAAUCAUCAAUGUGUGCGACGUUGUUGCACCUUCCUGAUUCGCCCUGGCACGUCACACGCAGGUGCAACAAAUUGUGCGACAAUCUACCUGUCUCACCUUUCCUGCCCGCUAAACAUUCUUGUCUGCUGUCAAGAUGAAGCGAGAAGUCACGAGAUUUUUCUGGGGUCUGCAAAAGUAGUUUUAGACAGGGCGGGGAGGUUACCGAGCUCGUCAGUCUUGACUAAAAUACUGUUAUCCUUCUGUUAGCCUCACAGGGCAUGGCGAGCAAGCUCCGUGUAUCCACUCAACUCUUAAUUAUCAAUUUCUAGAGGAGCGGGAUGUCAAUAUGCAACAAACUGCUCGUACACAACUCAUGCAAACCUUCAGACAUAUCGCAACCUUUAGUAUUUCUGGGUGUGCUAGGGGGGAGGUUAGUUGUUGUAGGUGAACAUGAUUAGCUGUCAAUGUUUAGCCCUCCACUUGUACAGCUCACACACAAAUCUCAGAUGACCUUUCUUUAGGCGUACAUCCGGCUCUUGAACUUGCAUCACUAGACUGAACAAACAAACAAACACACACACAGACACACACACAGACACACAGACACACACACACACACACACACACACACACACACACACACACACACACACACACACACAGACACACACACACACACACACAUUUUACAAUUGUUUAAUUCGCGUUAACAGCUGUAACUCACAACAUUAGAGGGAAAAAAAAAGCCUGACCACGGAAACUAAGGAAACUAAAGUGUAAUGAACACAACAGACCCAGUAAUGAACAGUGACAGUAAUGAACAGUGUCAGCAAUGAACAGUGUCAGUAAUGAACAGUGACAGCAAUGAACAGUGUCAGGAAUGAACAGUGUCAGUAAUGAACAGUGACAGCAAUGAACGGUGUCAGGAAUGAACAGUGUCAGCAAUGAACAGUGUCCGCUGACAGUAAUGAACAGUGUCAGCAAUGAACAGUGUCAGUAAUGAACAGUGACAGCAAUGAACAGUGUCAGGAAUGAACAGUGUCAGCAAUGAACAGUGUCCGCUGACAGUAAUGAACAGUGUCGGUAAUGAACAGUGUCAGUAAUGAACAGUGUCAGCUGACAGUGACAGUAAUGAACAGUGACAUCAAUGAACAGUGACAGCUGACAGCGAUUACUUGUUACAGUUGCUCGCAUGGCGGACACACCACCUUCACUUGUAUUGUUUUGUACCUGCCAAACACCUAAUAAAUUUGCGCGGCAUCUUUUC